AUGAACGGGAGCCGUGUACGAUCUGGGUUUAUCCCCGUUUAUCUCCGUAAACGAUCGUUUACGAUCUUGGGCGUUCGACCUGGGCUUGGACAUGUUCAAUUACGAAAUGUUGCAAAAUUUUUUGCACAUUUAAUUUUUAAUAAAGCUAUAUUAUGGGGUGUACUUGACUCCUUUUAUUCAAUUGAAGAAGGGACAACACCAUCAGCACGUAUUUACUUCAAGUAUUUACUUUUGGAAUUAUUGCAAUUUAUUGAUUAA
Rotaria sp. Silwood1 is the source of this 258-nucleotide messenger RNA. NCBI's taxonomy places the organism in Eukaryota, Metazoa, Rotifera, Eurotatoria, Philodinida, Philodinidae. The record is from the annotation of a GenBank genome assembly.